CCCUUACCUCCCUUUGGCAAAAUAGAAAAGCCAAUGGAAAGGCAGCCCAGGUGAGACGGAGCCCCGCCCCCUCACCUGGCACAGUGCAGAAUAGAAGGAUCACAGAGGCGUUGUGCAGGGAGCGCAUCUCAGCAGACACUUUCCCUCGCCUGGGAGUUCUCCCUUUAUUUCUGAAUAAAGGCAGCUACUAGGGUGAACCAUUGCUGGGAUUCUGCCAGGAUCAUUUCUCCUUGAGCAGAAAGGGACGAGGAGUUGGCUUCCGCAUGUGUCCAAAACUCUGUAAUCUCUUAGUCCUGCAGCUGCCUUCCUAAAUCCUCAGCCCAGUGUACAAAUAGGAAAAACACAGGACUUUCUGGGCUUUCUGAGCAUCUCCGGGAUCUUUCAAUUCACACCAUUGGACACUAGCCUGGCCUGUCAGCAUUGUAUUUAGGGCAUCAUCAUCCUCCCCAUCCCGACAGCCUCAGUAGAAAUCCGCAAGUCUUCUUCUUAUGCUCCACACACACACCCCCCCAGGCUCGCCUGCUGCACAAUCUGUCAGAGCCCUAACAUUUCCUCUCUUUUCUCUGUGCUGGUAAAGGGCUUUUCCAAUCGCUGCUGGAAGAAGAGAGGGGACACUGUGCUUGAGAACCAACUCAAAGAAAAGGGGGGCCGAGGAGAGAACAGCCCCUCCUCUCAAGAUCUGAGGAAUAGCAUCCUGUGUGUGCCAGACCCUGCAGGCUGAAGUCAUGAUUUUGGGGACUAUUAACAGAGGUGGAAGCCUGCCUGCCCUGCUUCGUCCUCCACCAGCCAUGAUUCAGCGCCAUCUAGAUAUGAAGCCUUUUCUCUCUUUUCCUGUGGAACCACAGCCAGCCUUGGGACUCUUCCCUAGGUUCAGCACGAUGGACCCCAUCCACAAACCUAUGAUGAGCCCUAACUUUGGAGUUCCACUUAUCAAGACAAAACGACCGGUCAUUUCCUGCAACGUGUGUCAGAUCCGCUUUAACUCCGAGAGUCAGGCUGAGGCACAUUAUAAAGGGAACCGACAUGCUCGGAGAGUGAAGGGAAUCGAGAAUGCAAAGACCAGACAGAAGGAGGGAGCCCAAGAUGGAGACAGAAACACCCUUCUAAUCAGCCCUGUGCCCAGUGUCAGUGAGAGUGACACAGACCUCAAAGAUCAUCAGGGAAUUGACAGCACAGACCUGUGUUCAUCUGAGAUUCCAGAGACAAUGAUCACCCAUCAAACCGUUGUCCCUGCCAUAUCUGGAUUCCUGGAAUCCACAUCUGAGGAAAUGGGAGAAGCAAAACCUCUUUCCUUUUCUGAUCCUGCCAGCAGCGGAACAAGCACAUCAACUACAGAGGGUGACGAUGAUAAAGCAAAGAAAUUACUGUACUGUGCCCUCUGCAAAGUUUCUGUAAACUCACUAUCACAACUGGAGGCCCACAACAAAGGUACUAAGCACAAAACUAUCCUUGAAGCUCGAAGUGGUCUGGGCCCAAUAAAGGCCUAUCCUCGGCUUGGAGGGUUAAACAGUGGGUCAACAGGAACGGUGGAUUCCAACACCCAAGAGAGGACUUUUCACUGUGAGAUCUGUAAUGUCAGGGUCAGUUCAGAAGGCCAGCUUAAGCAGCACAUCUCAAGCCGCAGACAUCGUGAUGGAGUGUCAGGGAAACCCAACCCGCUACUGAGCCGGCACAAGAAACAACAAACCCUUCAGGAACUUACGGCAAGUCUGGUGUUUUCGAAGGACCUUUCAAAAAACCUUUCUGCAGGACUUCUUCCCAGUCCACUUGCAGUUGCGAUGGCAGCUGCUGCUGUGUCUUCUCCUCUAAAUUUACGUCCAGGUGCAACUCCUCCGCUUCUUCAAGCUCCACACUUGACACACCAUAUGCUUCGACCAGCUCCUGGGCCCAUCAGAACUGCACAUGGCACUAUACUUUUUUCCCCUUAUUGAGGAG
Nanorana parkeri is the source of this 1935-nucleotide messenger RNA. It is a transcript of the gene ZNF385A, whose product is annotated as zinc finger protein 385A. Lineage: Eukaryota; Metazoa; Chordata; Amphibia; Anura; Dicroglossidae. Gene Ontology annotation, cellular component: nucleus. Gene Ontology annotation, molecular function: nucleic acid binding; zinc ion binding. Bases 726 to 1931 code for a protein of 401 amino acids. The transcript has 8 exons. The record is from RefSeq and is a predicted model, not a curated record.